Molecule: messenger RNA, 2241 nt
Organism: Colossoma macropomum (tambaqui)
Lineage: Eukaryota; Metazoa; Chordata; Actinopteri; Characiformes; Serrasalmidae
Gene: stoml1
Product: stomatin (EPB72)-like 1
Exons: 6
Coding region: 114-1343 (409 amino acids)
Cellular component (GO): plasma membrane
Source: RefSeq, a predicted model, not a curated record
GCUGAACUUGUGAAAUACCCGGAAGAAACGUUACCUGCAGCCAUGGAGAUGAUAUAGCGUUGCUGUUUUUAUUGUUGUUAAAACUGAGAGGAGGCGGUUUUCAGUAAGUGAAAAUGUUCAAUAAGUCUCCAGGUUUCGGCUAUGAGGCAGUUUCGCAGGGAGACCCUGGCAGUACUCCGGGCCUGUACGCGACCCCCUUUACCUUCGGACAGUCUCAGUUCAGCAGCGGCCACUCCUUUGACUAUGUGCCUAAAAUAAAAGACAACGACUUUACUGACAAAACUCAAGGAUUACUGUCAUGGAUAUGCAACUUGAUUGUCACAUUCCUGGUUUUUCUUUGCACUCUCAUCACAUUUCCUAUCUCAGCGUGGUUCGUAUUAAAAACAGUGCCCAACUAUCAGAGAAUCGUUGUGUUCCGGCUGGGUCGCAUCAGACCUCCUAAGGGUCCAGGAGUGGUGCUAGUGCUUCCGUUGAUUGACCAGUGGCAGAGAGUGGACCUGAGAACCAGGGCCUUCAACAUACCACCGUGCAAGGUGACCACUAAAGAUGGUGGACUGGUGUCUGUAGGAGCAGACAUCCAGUUCCGGAUCUGGAAUCCAGUGAUGUCUGUGGUGGCGGUACAGGAUCUGAAUGCCUCCACACGCCUCACUGCGCUCAACGCCAUGACCCAGAGCCUGGGCAAAAGGACUGUGAGAGAGAUACAAACAGAAAGAGUUAAGCUAGGCGAGCAUCUUGGGAUGGACAUAAAUGAGUUGACAAAGCCGUGGGGAUUGGAGGUGGACAGAGUGGAGCUGGCCCUGGAAAGUGUGCUCCAGGCUCCAGAGAACCCUCAGUCAGGGUCCGUUAUUAUGCCUCCCUCUGUCCCUGGCCUGGAAGGUCUCACAGGACCAAUUCAGCAGCUUGCCAUGCACUUUCUUGGGCAAAGCACACAAACACCCCAGCCUCUUAAGGAUACAGUGAGCUUCACCGAUGAGUUGAGCAUGGUGGCCCCAGUAGCUGCAGCCAGCAACAGAGUGGAGGAGCUGCUGGCAGCAGUCAGUCUGGUGCUGUCUGAAAGUUUGGUUAAGCAGGUGGGAGCCUGCUUCCAGUUUUACAUCAGCACUAGUAGUGGCCAAACCAGCAGCUACUACGUGGACCUGACUCAAAACAGUGGAGCAUGUGGUGUGGGUGAAGCAAGGCGAUCAGACGUCUCUCUGAGUAUGAGCGAGCAGGACUUGAUGGCCAUGUUCCAGGGUAGCCUGCAGCCAUUUGCUGCAUACAGCUGUGGUAGACUGAGAGUACAGGGAGACCUGCACACAGCCAUGAAGCUAGAGACACUUCUUAAACUCCUUAAGCCUCAUUGAGGCCUACUGUUAGUAGUGCACGUGCCUCAUAUGUGCUGCCUUUGCAUUCAUGUCAGCAUGUCAGUUCUCUUUCCAUAGCUGGCAGUACUAUAUUAAAGUACUAUAAUUGAAAUAUGAACUUUUUAGUUAUCUAAAAGAUGCAAAAAUGUAAUUGGCCUACCAUUAAAAAAGGCUGUGAAAGUGAUUUCCUGGAUGAAUAAUUGGCAUUCAGGACAGAUAUCUGAGCAAGCAAAUGAAAGACACGUGUUCUACUAGGUUCUACUUUGAAAAUGGUAAAAUCUCACUUUUUGCAAUACAGAACAGAAUAUACUUCCACAUUUAUACUAACAAUAGAAUAUAUAUGUAAGUAUAAAAAGGUACAAAAACUGUCACUGGGGCAGUACCCAAUAUGUCACUAGGGUGGAACCCUCAAGAAUACAUCUUAGUACCUUUAGUCAGCGAAAAUGAUUGUACCAUAAUCCAUAAUCCGACUCCACACACCGAUUCAUCUUAAGGCUUUUUAUUUUAUUGUUCUGUUUUAAAACAUUACACUGGAAAAAAUGUAUUUAUGGAACAUAAUUAGACUGUAAAACCACUAUUGUACCUUUGAGGGUUAAUUAACAUUGUAAUUUGAUGAACAAUCAAAUGUACACUGUGCAUAUACCUGCACAGAACUUUUAUUUCUAGCAGUGCAUGGACUUUAAUGUGAAGUGGUAAAUUAAUACAAAGCAUAUGAGUUUUUUACUAGAUUAUUUAUUUGUAACUGAUAUUACCUUCCCUUGUGUGAUUAAACUUUGUCUUUUAUUUAAAGAUUAUGUUUGAAGGAAUUUAGUGUCUUUGUUGUUGUAAAGUCUGUAAUUGAGAUAUAUUUUUGACAAAUUAUCUGCUGUUCUUUUUUAAUAUAAAUCUUUAAAAUAGA